AUGGCAGACCGUGAACCGAAUCAAACGGCUGUCAUGAGCCAUAGCCUGGGCUCGACCAGGACGAUCGUCGUCGAUGGAGGCUCCGAUGACGGAAAGACUCAUCAGUUCAACGAGCAGACCAACUAUGUGCCCAAAAGGGCCAUCAUAACGAUUUUUCUUGCGUGCGCAAGCGUCGACCUGUUGGCUCUCAUGGACCAGACCAUGUUGGCGACCAGCUUGUACAUCAUUGGAAACGCAUUGGGCUCAACAGCCGAAGUCUCAUGGAUAGCAAGCGGUUAUUUCAUAACAUCGACGGUUGGACAACUGAUGUAUGGAAGACUGUCCGACAUUUGGUCCCGCAAGAUUAUCCUCCUGACAGGCCUGGCAAUCUUCUUUGUUGGCUCCCUGGCCUCAUCCCUUGCCCAGUCUGUGCUUCAGCUCACCAUAUUCCGCGCCUUCACCGGUAUCGGAGGAGGCGGUCUGAUGACUGUCGCCCAGCUAAUCGUGAGCGAUGUCGUGCCUCUGCGGGAGAGGGGUAAAUACCAGGGCAUCCUGGGUGCUGUCGUGGCAAUUGCCAAUGGUGUUGGCCCCGUCAUUGGUGGUGCGCUCUCUUCAAAGUCUGAAGAUUCGUGGCGUUGGAUCUUUCGUAUGCAGCUGCCGCUGACGUUGUUCACUACUUGCUGCGUCUUGUUUUCUAUGCCCCUGAAGAAGGUGGAGGGUGACUGGAGAUUGAAGCUCAAAGCUGUCGAUUUCUUGGGCAUAUUCCUCGCACUGGCUGGAAUGACUGUUGUCAUUCUGGGCUUAACCUGGGGAGGUAAUGAAUAUUCCUGGAACUCAGCUCAGGUUAUCACCACAUUGGUGGUUGGCACAGCAGUUUCGGUAGCCUUUAUCCUGUGGCAGUGGAAGGGCCCUCGAUAUCCCUUAAUCCCCUUACACAUCUUCAAAUCCAAGAUCGUCAACGGGGCCUGCUUGACCAUGGCCAUCAACGGAUGGAACUUUGUCAUGCAGGUUUAUUACGUACCCUCGUUCUACCAGUUGGUGUAUGGCUACUCGGCCACCAAAGCGGGUGCGAUGCUACUACCCAUCACUCUCUUGCAGACCGUAAGCAGCACCCUUUCUGGCCUGGUGGUGCACUGGGUAGGCCGCUACCGUGAGUGCAUUCUUUUUGGGUGGCUAUGCUGGGCCGUUGGGCUUGGGUUGAUGUCGACUCUUGAUGAGAACACGGGAGUUGGUAAGCAGAUUGGAUAUUCUAUCCUCAUUGGAGUGGGGGUUGGAAAUACUCUUCAACCUGCUCUUAUUGCCACACAGGCCGGCGUCGAGAGGCGCGACAUGGCUGUUGUGACAUCAUUUAGAAACUUCGUGAGAAACUUGGGGGCGACACUGGGCCUUGCAGUCUGUGGCACAGUUCUAAACAAUAUUCUCGCCAAUUCUCUAUCCGUAUUGGACCUUGACAGCAAAGAGUCAAAGACGCUGAUAGGUAACCCUCAAACAUUCUUAGACACCGUCUCGUCGAGCGAGGCCGAGAGGAUCCGCUCUGUCCUUAUUCCCGCGUAUAGAAAGGGGUUUAGGGUGAUUUUUCUCAUCGGGGCUUCUGUGGCUGCCCUUGCCUUUGUCCUGGCCUUUGUGCUCAUGCCUCAGGUUGAUCUUGCGAGACCGGAUGACGCUAAGCUGAAGGAGGAAGGGCGCAGGGCAUACGAGGAGAAACGCAAUAAGAGCGCAGCGUAA
Fusarium keratoplasticum is the source of this 1704-nucleotide messenger RNA. Its product is annotated as MFS domain-containing protein. Lineage: Eukaryota; Fungi; Ascomycota; Sordariomycetes; Hypocreales; Nectriaceae. Gene Ontology annotation, biological process: transmembrane transport. The coding region runs from base 1 to 1704 and encodes 567 amino acids. The transcript is spliced from 9 exons. The record is from RefSeq and is a predicted model, not a curated record. Gene Ontology annotation, molecular function: transmembrane transporter activity.